AUGCACCCUCAAGAGGUACUCGGAUCUCACAAACGUCACGACUUCAUCGAUUCCUCCAUUUUUGGUCGCAGACUCGACACAUCAUCCGUCCAACUUCCUGAAACUUUACCUCCUAGCUAUCGUGCUGGAGAUUUCGACGACAAUGAUUUAUACCAAGGAAUCAACACUUUCGCCCAUCUCGAUUUCAUAGAAUGCAUGAAGCCCGUGAGCAGCGGAUCAUUUGAUAUUGGGAUUGUGGGUCACCCUUUCGACCUAGGUGUAUCAUAUAGACCAGGUGCAAGAUUCGGACCAAAUGGUGCUCGUCAAGGAGCCAGGAGGAUGAGCCCUUCUGCGGGAUGGGAUAUAGAUCAUGAUCUCAAUCCGUAUCAAGACUGGGCCAAAGUUGUUGACUGUGGAGACAUUGGAAACAAUCCUUUCGAUAAGUUGGUUGCUAUCCACCAGCUCGAAAAGGGGAUGCAAGCUAUCAACAAUGUGAAAGCAGCAAACGACUCGGCGUCAGAGGCUGUCCGACUUAUUACUAUCGGAGGAGAUCAUACCAUAACCCUUCCUAUUCUUCGUGCGCUUCAUUCCACAUGGGGCCGUGUUGCCGUUCUACAUUUCGAUAGCCAUCUCGAUACUUGGGAUCCGAAGCAGCUUGGUGGUGGCUUAACGAAGUAUUCUGAAGUCAAUCAUGGAACCAUGCUGCAUAUAGCUCACGAAGAAGGAUUGUUGUCCAAUCACAGCAACAUGCAUCUGGGAUCUCGGUGCACAAUCUUCGAUGAACACUACGACUUGAACAACGACCUUCGGUGUGGCUUCACUUACAUCCGUGCUCGAGAGCUAGAUAAACUUGGCGUUGAUAAGGUGGUCAAGAAGAUUGUUGAGCGUGUCGGGGAUGAAUACGUGUACUUGAGCGUUGACAUCGAUGUGCUUGACCCAGCAUUUGCUCCUGCAACUGGCACCAUUGAACCAGGAGGAUGGACCACCAGAGAGCUGCAGCAGAUUAUCAAUGGUCUUUCGGACGCUGGCUUAAAGAUAGUCGGUUCAGAUGUUGUAGAGUUUACACCCAUCUACGACAAUGCUGCAGAGACCACCGCGAUCGCUCUUGCCCAGAUCGUCUACGAGGUUCUGCAAUGGAUGGUUCAUGUACCGGUGAAGAGCCCCAAAGCUUGA
This is a messenger RNA of Mollisia scopiformis, 1152 nucleotides long. Its product is annotated as Arginase/deacetylase. The record is from RefSeq and is a predicted model, not a curated record. Gene Ontology annotation, molecular function: metal ion binding; agmatinase activity. Lineage: Eukaryota; Fungi; Ascomycota; Leotiomycetes; Helotiales; Mollisiaceae. The transcript is spliced from 4 exons. The coding region runs from base 1 to 1152 and encodes 383 amino acids.